AUGGCGACAAUGCUUAUACCUUCGAGGACGUCGACGUCCUCGUCUUCUUCCUUUGCACCAGUCACCCGCCAAAACACAAUGUCCUCCACGGAUGGGCCCCCGAAAUCCAUCCGUCAGUCGAAGCGUUAUUCCAUCACAACUCUCUACAUGUCGAUGUCUGCUGCUGAGAAGGAUAUUGAAAUCGAGGAUGAGCUUGCAAAAGCCCAGAAAGUGUUAAGGGACCUGAAAGCCAAAAUAUCCUCGCAAUCGAAAAAGAACUUUGUGCUGGAGAAGGAUGUUCGAUAUUUGGAUUCUAGAAUCGCUUUGUUGAUCCAAAAUCGCAUGGCAUUGGAGGAGCAAAACGAAGUUGCCAACCAUCUCGAAGAAGGCGGAGAACUCCAAGAAGGACAAUUCCCAAACGACCAGAAGACACAGCAUUACGGAAAUCUUAUGUUCCUCCUUCAAUCCGAACCACGACACAUUGCCGCUCUCUGCCGUCUCGUAUCCAUGGCUGAAAUUGACUCCUUGCUCCAAACCGUUAUGUUCACCAUCUACGGUAACCAAUACGAGAGUCGAGAGGAGCAUUUGCUUCUUACAAUGUUUCAAUCUGUCCUUUCAGCUCAGUUUGAGAAUACCCCUGAAUAUAGCUCGCUGUUAAGAGCCAACACCCCGGUAUCCCGUAUGAUGACAACGUAUACCCGGAGAGGACCGGGCCAAAGCUAUCUCAAGACAGUUCUUGCCGAUCGGAUCAAUUCUUUAAUCGAACACAAGGACCUCAACCUGGAAAUAAACCCUCUGAAGGUCUACGAGCAAAUGAUCAAACAAAUCGAGGAGGACACGGGUUCUCUACCUGCCCAUCUUCCUAAAAGUGUAACUGCUGAGGAGGCUGCCCAAAAUGAACAAGUUCAGCAAAUCAUUGAGCCCAGGUUAACAAUGUUGAUGGAAAUUGCAAAUUCGUUCUUGACCACUAUCAUCAACAACCUCAACGAGACCCCGUAUGGCAUCAGGUGGAUCUGUAAACAGAUCCGAUCGCUUACUCGAAGGAAAUACCCGGAGGCUAAGGAUCCGGUUAUAUGUACUUUGAUCGGCGGUUUCUUUUUCUUGAGAUUCAUCAACCCAGCGAUUGUCACUCCGCGCUCCUACAUGCUAGUCGACGGAACUCCUGCAGACAAUCCAAGGCGUACUCUAACUCUUAUCGCAAAAAUGCUCCAAAAUCUUGCAAACAAGCCAUCGUAUUCAAAAGAACCUUACAUGGCUAGCCUGUCACCGUUUAUUCAACACAACAAGAUGAGAAUAAACAAGUUCUUAAAUGAUCUGUGUGAGGUUGGAGAUUUCUAUGAAUCUCUGGAGAUGGAUCAGUAUGUUGCAUUGUCGAAGAAGGAUUUAGAACUUACAAUAUCCUUGAACGAAAUCUAUGCGACUCAUUCGUUAUUGGAGAAACAUUCUGCUGCUUUGUGCCAGGAUGUCCUUCACCCUCACCUUAAGAUCUUGCUCACUGAGCUUGGACCAGCACCGCAUCAAGUUCCGAGGAAAGAGAAUCGAGCCAUCAUCUUACCCCUCUUCAGCAGAUGGGAACAACCAAUCGAUGACCUCACAGCCGCCCUUGAUAUCACCGACGAGGAUGUUUUUUUUAUGGAAGCAAAGUCUAUCUUUGUUCAGCUCAUGAGGACGAUCCCAUCGAAUGCACUUGCGGUUAGGCGACCAUUAAAAUUAGAUAAGAUUGCCGACCUAGCGGCUACCUCUUCGAGAGAUGCAGCAAUGGUUAGAAAGGGCAUUCGUGCUAUGGAACUUCUUAACCAACUUGAAGAGAUGGGCGUUCUCAGCAAACAGGAAGACUACUCGUUGCUCAGGGACGAAGUUGAACAGGAGUUGGUACAUUUAGGUUCCUUGAAAGAUAAGGUCAUUCAAGAAACUGGAAAACUCGAAGAGGUCUAUAAAACCAUACGAGAUCAUAAUGCCUACCUUGUUGGACAGCUAGAAACCUACAAGUCUUACCUGCACAACGUUCGAAGUCAGAGUGAAGGCAAGGUCCGAAAACAACAGAAGCAGCAAGUUCUGGGGCCCUAUAAAUUUACACACCAGCAGUUAGAAAAGGAAGGCGUGAUCCAGAAGAGUAAUGUCCCCGAAAAUAGACGGGCGAAUAUUUAUUUCAACAUCACUUCACCGAUGCCUGGAACUUUCGUUAUUUCUCUCCAUUACAAAGGAAGAAAUCGCGGCCUGUUAGAACUAGACCUCAAGUUAGACGAUUUACUUGAGAUGCAGCAGAACAAUCAAGAGGAUUUGGAUUUGGAAUACGUUCAAUUCAACGUCCCCAAAGUCCUCGCACUUCUCAACAAGAGGUUUGCGCGGAAAAAAUGGUAG
Orbilia oligospora ATCC 24927 is the source of this 2340-nucleotide messenger RNA. RefSeq lists its product as uncharacterized. Gene Ontology annotation, molecular function: GTPase activator activity; protein binding. NCBI's taxonomy places the organism in Eukaryota, Fungi, Ascomycota, Orbiliomycetes, Orbiliales, Orbiliaceae. The record is from RefSeq and is a predicted model, not a curated record. Gene Ontology annotation, cellular component: cell cortex. The transcript has 7 exons. Gene Ontology annotation, biological process: regulation of actin cytoskeleton organization; regulation of GTPase activity. The coding region runs from base 1 to 2340 and encodes 779 amino acids.